Messenger RNA from Amoebophrya sp. A25, 2950 nucleotides. NCBI's taxonomy places the organism in Eukaryota, Dinophyceae, Syndiniales, Amoebophryaceae. The record is from the annotation of a GenBank genome assembly.
CAGGCGCGUAUAUGAUCCGGAGAGAAAGCAUGAAAUUACGUGAUCGUAGCAGCAGCAGGCGCAUCUUUCUCUAGUGUUCUUGGAUAAUGUAAAAACUUGACAAGACAUAGGGAUAACAACGAUGAGAGAAAAUGAAGACGGUUUUGCCUGUCGCAACUUCUUCGUGCGACGUUGGCGAAGGACGAGACCCAUAAGUCACACGAGCACUGCUGGCAGCCAAGACUAAGACACGCGCAUUUAUUAAGAGACGUGGCAUCAUUGCGACCGGAUUAGGCAUCAGUUUGAGCGAGGGUAUCUAGCUCUACCUUCAUCUACAGGCUUGGACGCGAAUACCUAAGUGUCCUAAAAAAAGACGCCCUUCGCAAUGGACGCUCCUGACCGAAAAGGAACGUUGACCAGAAGAUAGCAACGCGUAUCACCUACAACGCCCUUGAGCUAGCGUCGUGGAUUUGGAGAAACAUUUGUGAAAAAGCGCAUAAGCUUUGCUCGAGGAAGAUAGCUGGUGACACGAGUCGCCACCAAGAAAAUGGGCCUCGUACUCUCGACUCUGUGGCGGAAGCUUCUUGGCGCAGAAGGUGCAGAGUACAAAAUCGUUCUUGUCGGUCUCAAUAACGCGGGAAAAACAACGAUACUCUACAGACUAAGCCUUGGGCAGCCUGUGAUAACGCAGCCAACAAUAGGGUGCAACGUGGAGGAGCUAUCGUACUAGCCUUUCCCUGCGUAGAUAUUUGAAACACUUCAGUUCUUAUUUCUGUACGAUCAGUAUGAAUUUCAAUUUCUGGCUUAUAAUUUUAGAAGAUGCACCCAAACACUCACACUUCUACGAUAUGUAUCAUGAUUAUCGAAAAAUGACCCUCGACAAAACUUCGUACAGGUACAAAGGAGUAAAAUUUACAGCAUGGGAUUUAGGGGGACAAGAAAAACUAAGGGAUCUUUGGCCGUCAUAUUUCAAAUCCGACAACUUCGCAGAUGCCAUUAUCUUCGUCGUAGAUAGCAAUGACGUGGAAUCACUGGUAUUCAAAACAUUUUUCCUUUUUCGGCGCAGCUGGAUGAGGUUAUGGCUGUGUGGGGCAGGGGCAGCAGCAGGAACAGGAGCUGAAGCAAGCGCAGGGACAACUGGGGCGGGGAAACAAGUGGUGUCGGAGAUCAAGAUGUUGUGGGUGGUGUUGGAGAUCAAGACGUCGGAUGUCUUUCUGGCAAAGCUGGCGCAGAGAAGCAUGGUAGGACUUCCCGACGCCGACAAGUUCCCAUCUAGUGCGGUAAUAGAAAGAAACUGCUGCUGGCUGUCACUGUUAACCUCGUGGAAGGGGCUAAAAAGUCAGCAGGGAAAGACACUGGCGCCGGCGGGCAGAGAGCUCGCGGAACAAGUCGAAGGGCUUCCUGCGAGCACUCUCGCCGCCUUUGCGCUGACUUUCGACAGGGGGGGCCUGUGAUGCCCACGCACGCGGUGGCGGGGGCGCUGAGCUGUGCACUUUUGCCGUUUGCUGAAGCCGGGCGGUCGCCGUUCCCGGUUUGUUAUUGGGCUGAUCGCUGAGCGACAGCGGGGCCAAAAAGCUAAAGGCGCGGCGAAUGCCCCGGGAAACGAACACGACAGAAGCCCGCAGACGAAACGCGUGGGGGGACAAGUGGGAGGCGAUUAACGUCCAGAGAGUGGCGGCGCCUGAGCUCAGGAGCAGGCCACCAGCCUGGCCUGACGUAUGCACUUGAUUGGCUUGGCCUGACCAGCGCGACUCCGCAGGGGCGCCCGAAGGCUCCCGAGGAUGGCGCACCCGGUGGCACUCCUGGCCCCGUCAGGUGGUUCGCUUGUCGAUCGUGUAGCAGUAAGCGGCGCCGCAACGUGCGUGGAGGGAGCAAGAGAGGCGGCAUCGGUGAAGGGGUGGCGAUCGGUGAAGGGGUAGGGAAAGGUGGCGAAGCCUGAAGGGGGAGGUUGGGGAUGGCAAUGGAGGACGGACUUUCUAGCAAUUCUGCUUUUGUCUUUGGCUUGUGUGCAUGAGAUGGCGCUGGUGCCCAAUAUAGGCUGAUAGUCGUACUCAUGUGUAAGCGUAUUAAGGAAAGUAGCAGAAGCAGUGAGCUGCUCUGUAUGGACAGUUUUAAGAAACACAAAGCAACGGAAGAACGAAGCAGGAAACAGGAAAGUAACUAACGGUCGCUGCUAAAUGUUACACUUUAAAUCUACUCCGUCUAACUCUUCCUCAAGAUCAACAUAUUGAUAAGGAUCGUGUGGUUUCUUGAGUAAAUUGCGCUACGUCAAAGAGGCUGUUCAUCAUGGGACGAACGCAUAUACAUCCUCAGCAUAUGCACCUCCACACCGUCAUCCAGGUCACAGCAAAAAUGGAGUUGAUGAAUAUCCUGAUUUUACAUAAUGUGCGGACAACUGUAAAGGCUGUUCUCGUCUUUGCGAAUAAGCAGGAUAUAAGUGGCGCCAGAACGGCAGCUGACUUGGUUGCUGACCUGAUUAAGGCCUACUCGAAUCCAUCUCCUGAAGAAUCUUGGGGCCGUCCCAUAAGGGGGAAUAACCGGCCCAAGUUGAAUUUCGGGAUGGGUUCGGAGAAGCUCUAACCUUAGCCUCGCGGAGAUAAAAACACACGAUUGGCAGAUAAUGCCAUGUUGUGCUCUAACGGGUGAAGGCGUAGACAAGGGAAUGGACUGGCUAGUAAAUAAACUCACAGCCGCCACAAGUGCAAAGCCGGCGUCCUCUCAGGGGGCUGGAGGUGGAGGCGCUGCACCUUCUACCUCACAUGCAUCAAGCGUGCAACGAUGAACUAAAACUCCGCUGAAGGGUAUCCCAUCGCCCGUGUAACACAAAACCACCCAUUGGAGACCCAUUUUGACCUAACUAAUUUUUUCCGUUCCACACGCCAGGAGCUGAGACUUGGCCUAUUUUCACCAAUGCACGACUUCCGCUGAUGUUGGUGCGCUUCAUGAAGGCUCUGUUUUUAGCGGUGUCGCU